Molecule: messenger RNA, 9287 nt
Organism: Centrocercus urophasianus (Greater sage-grouse)
Lineage: Eukaryota; Metazoa; Chordata; Aves; Galliformes; Phasianidae
Gene: MUC5AC
Product: mucin 5AC, oligomeric mucus/gel-forming
Exons: 50
Coding region: 28-8091 (2687 amino acids)
Cellular component (GO): extracellular matrix
Molecular function (GO): protein binding
Source: RefSeq, a predicted model, not a curated record
CGGUAGUUUCUACCGGACUUCCAGAAGAUGGGCACAGGUAGUGGGACACAAAUACCACUAUGGAUAUCAAUACUAGCACUUGCCUACGUACAGAUCAAAGUUCAAGCUCAGGGCAAUGAGCAACAAUCACAAUCAAACUAUGACUCUCCAUUAUUCCUGCAGCAACAAAAUAAUCUUUCACCAGUUUCCAAAUCCCAUGGACUGACGUUCAUCCCACCUCUUCAAAACACACUGAAAGUAAAGGCUGGCAACCCCUCUCACAAUGGCCGUGUAUGCAGUACAUGGGGUAACUUCCACUUCAAGAACUUUGAUGGGGACAUCUUUUACUUCCCUGGGGUCUGCAAUUACAUCUUUACAUCCAACUGCAAAUCUCCCUAUGAGGACUUCAAUAUCCAGAUUAGGCGCACCACUGGGGAAAAUGCUACCGUGAUCACUCACGUCAUCAUGAGGCUGGAAGGAGCAGUGGUUGAAUUGACACGCACCUCUGUCCUGGUCAAUGGCAAACAGAUUCAGAUGCCCUAUAGCCAUAUGGGAGUCAUGAUAGAGAGAAGCAACAACUAUUUGAAAGUUUCUGCCAAGUUAGGACUGAUCUUUCUCUGGAAUGAAGAGGAUGCCCUCCUGGUGGAACUAGAUAAGAAAUACGCCAACCAAACCUGUGGACUCUGUGGGGACUUCAAUGGAAUCCCAACUAACAACGAGUUUAUUUCACAAAAUGCAAAACUGACUGCUCUACAGUUUGGGAAUAGGCAGAAGAUAGAUGGACCCACAGAGCAGUGUGAUGAUCCUAUUCCUUCCACUGUUCUGAUGAACUGCUCAUCUGAAUUUGCUUCUAUCUGCAAGACAGUAUUAACCAGUGGAGCAUUCACAAGCUGUAAUGCACUUGUGGAUGUUCAGGACUACAUUGAAACUUGCAUACAAGACCUAUGCCACUGUGAUACUUCUAUGGCCGACUUCUGUAUGUGCAACACCUUUGCUGAAUACUCCCGGCAGUGUGCUCAUGCAGGUGGACAGCCUCUGAACUGGAGAACCUCAGAACUGUGUCCCAAGUCAUGUCCUUUCAACAUGCAACACCAGGAGUGUGGCUCCCCCUGCUCCGACACCUGCAGCAACCCUGAACGAUCUGCACUUUGUGAAGAUCAUUGUACAGAUGGCUGUACCUGUCCUUCAGGAAUGGUAUUUGAUGACAUUAAUGGUGCUGGCUGUAUUCCCCGUAAGGAAUGCCAUUGUACCUAUGAAGGCGAAACUUAUGCUCCUGGUACCUCCUUCUCAUCUAAAUGCAGAUCAUGUACUUGUGCUGGGGGUGAAUGGACUUGUGUCACCCAGUCAUGUCCAGGGACUUGCAGCAUCGAAGGAGGCUCCCACAUUACAACAUUUGAUGAAAAAUAUUAUUCCUUCUAUGGAGAUUGUAGCUAUGUCCUAUCCAAGCUCUGUGACAGCAAUGAUUUCACUGUUCUGGGUGACAUCUACAAGUGUGGUCUCACUGACACUGAGACUUGCCUCAAAGGCGUAGCCAUCAGUCUAAGUGGAGGACAAACUAACAUUGUGAUCCAGCCUUCUGGCAGUGUAUUUGUGAAUAUGAUCUACACACAGCUGCCCUUCUCUGCAGCAAAUGUCACCAUCUUCAGACCAUCAUCAUUCUUCAUCAUUUUACAAACAACUUUUGGUCUUCAGCUGCAGAUUCAAAUUGUACCUCUCAUGCAACUUUUUAUAAACUUAGACCCAUCACAGAAAGGGCAGACCUGUGGUCUCUGUGGAAACUUCAAUGACAUCCAGACAGAUGACUUCAAAACCACAAGUGGUGUAAUAGAGGGUACUUCGGCUGCCUUUGGCAAUACUUGGAAAACUCAGGCUGACUGUCCUGAUGCCAAAAUUACCUUUGAGAACCCCUGCACUCUCAGUAUAGAAAAUGAUAACUAUGCUCAGCACUGGUGUGGCUUGCUCUCUGAUACCAUGGGACCUUUUGCAGAAUGUCACUCAACAGUGAAUCCAGAAGUUUACCAGAAGAACUGCAUGUUUGAUACAUGUAACUGUGAGAGUACUGAGGACUGCAUGUGUGCUGCCCUUUCCAGCUAUGUCAGAGCCUGUGCUGCUAAAGGAAUACUCCUUAAUGGAUGGAGGAACAAAGUCUGCACAAAAUACACCAACACAUGUCCAAAAUCCUUGGAGUACACUUACAAUGUUGAUUCCUGUCAACCUACUUGUCGUUCUCUGAGUGAGCCUGAUGUCACAUGCAACAUCAAGUUUGUCCCAGUUGAUGGCUGCACCUGUGUAAAUGGAACCUACAUGGAUGAAAGUGGCAAAUGUGUGCCUGCAUCUAGCUGUCCUUGUUACUACAAAGGAAUGCCUCUGUCUACUGAGGAAGUUAUUCAUGAUAAUGGCAUUGUCUGCACUUGCAGUUACGGAAAGCUGAGCUGCAUUGGAGAGAAACCAUCACCAGUCUGUGAACCUCCCAUGGUCUAUGUUGACUGUGGCAAUGCCACUGCAGGUGUCAUAGGAGCAGAGUGCCAGAAGAGUUGUCAGACUUUAGACAUGGAAUGUUACAAAACCCACUGCGUCUCUGGCUGCAUAUGUCCUCCUAAUUACGUAUCAGAUGGCAAAGGUGGCUGCAUAGUUGCUGAAGAGUGCCCAUGUGUUCACAAUGGGUAUUCCUACCGUCCAGGAGAAUCAAUCAGAGUUGGCUGCAACAACUGCACGUGUAGAAACAGAAAGUGGCACUGCUCCGAGGAACCUUGCCUAGAAACCUGUUCAGUUUACGGAGAUGGGCAUUAUACCACCUUUGAUGGCAAACGCUUUGAUUUUGAAGGAGACUGUGAAUAUGUUCUAAUCCAGAACUACUGUGGCAGAAAAGGUUUGAAUCAGGGAACCUUCAGAGUAAUCACUGAAAACAUUCCAUGUGGCACAACAGGAACCACCUGCUCCAAGUCCAUUAAAGUUUUCUUGGGGAACUACGAGCUGGUGCUCAGUGAUGGACAUUCUGAUGUCAUCCAGAGGUCACCUGGAGGAGAAAUGCCAUUCCAAAUCCGUUCCAUGGGCAUCUACACGGUUGUUGACACUACUGUUGGUCUGAUACUCAUGUGGGACAAGAAAACCAGUAUAUUCAUCAAACUUAGUCCCAGCUUUCAGGGACAUGUCUGUGGCCUUUGUGGAAAUUAUGAUGGCAAUGGAAACAAUGACUUCACAACGCGCAGUCAGUCUGUGGUAGGAAAUGUGCUGGAGUUUGCCAAUAGCUGGAAAGUGUCUUCUACUUGCCCAAAUGCCAAUCAAACCAAAGAUCCAUGCACUGCAAACCCAUACAGGAAAUCCUGGGCACAGAAGCAAUGCAGCAUCAUUACCAGUGAAGUAUUUGCAAAGUGUCACUCCCAGGUUGAACCGAAUGAAUAUUAUCAAGCAUGUGUGGAUGAUGCUUGUGCUUGUGACACUGGAGGAGACUGUGAAUGUUUUUGUACAGCAGUAGCUGCCUAUGCUCAAGCGUGCAAUGAGCUGGACAUUUGCAUUUCAUGGAGAACCCCAUCCAUUUGUCCUCUGUUCUGCGACUACUACAAUCCACAGGGGGAAUGUGAGUGGCACUACAAGCCCUGUGGAGCCCCUUGUAUGAAGACCUGUAGUAAUCCAAGUGGGAAGUGCCUUCAUGAGUUGAGAGGUUUGGAAGGCUGUUAUCCACACUGCCCAAAGAAUAAGCCCUAUUUUGAUGAAGAAACCAUGGCUUGUGUUUCUAAUUGUGGUUGCUAUGAGAAUGGAAAACAUUACAAGCCAGGAAUGCAGAUGCCUUCAAAGCAGAACUGCCAAGCAUGUGAAUGCACAAACCAUGGCAAAAUAUGCAAAUAUGACGAACAUGAAUGUGUCUGUGUUUAUGAAGGACGGACAUAUAACUAUACAGAUAUGAUCUACAAUACUACAGAUGGCAUAGGAGGCUGUAUUGUUGCAACCUGUGGUCCCAAUGGAACACUUCAAAGAGCUGUGUUUGACUGCCCAAUCUCAGUAUCACCCACAAUACCGUUUUACUUCAGCACUACUCCACCUGCCACUGCUUCCACAGGUACAUCAUCACCAACGACAUCGGUAUGUGUUCAUGAAGUCUGUCAGUGGUCAGAAUGGUAUGAUGGAAGUUCACUAAUACCUGGAUUUGACGGUGGAGAUUUUGAAACAUUCAGUGAUUUGAGAGCUAAAGGUUAUGAAGUCUGUAGAGCUCCAAAGGCAGUUCAAUGCAGGGCAGAGAAAUUUCCUAACAUACCACUGAAGGACCUUGGCCAAAGUGUAGAAUGUAAUACAAAAGAUGGGCUUAUAUGUUACAACAAAGAUCAAAUUUCAACUAUGUGCUACAAUUACGAAAUCAGAAUCUUAUGUUGUGUUUUUGUACCAUGCUCUUCCACUCCAUCCAUCACAACACAUACCCCAGUUCCAGAAAUGACAACCACAACAUCAAGUAUGAUUACCACAACUUCAUCUACAACCACAGAAACAGGAACUACUUCUGUCACAAGCACUUCGGAAACAGCAAGUUCCUCCCCAGAGACAAUCACUACAACACCUUGCCAACCAAAGUGCAAAUGGUCCCAAUGGUAUGAUGUCCAUUUCCCAACACUGCACAACAAAGGAGAUUAUGAAACCUACCAGGACAUUAGAUCUGCUGGAAAAGCAAUCUGCAGAAACCCUGAAAAAAUACAAUGCAGAGCAGAGAAAUACCCACAUAAAUCUAUUGAAGAAAUAGGCCAGGUUGUCCACUGCAAUGUAACAUAUGGACUUACCUGCAGAAAUGAAGAUCAAAAAGGAGAACUGCAUAUCUGUCUUAAUUAUCAAGUAAAAGUAUUCUGUUGUGAUGACUACAGCCACUGCCAAUCAAGCGUGACACCUACGGUAACAGAGGAAAUUACUACCACCACUACACAAACACCAGCUACUACAACCUCAGAAAUUUCAACAACUGCAACUAAAACAACAACACUAGUCACCAUAUCUCCUUCAACAGCAGCAAUCUGUGUAAAAGAAGAAUGUGACUGGUCAAUUUGGUAUGAUGCCAGCUAUCCAGAAUCGGGAUACGAUGAUGGAGACUUUGAUACAAUUCAGAAUAUAAGAAAACAGGGAUAUAAAGUCUGUGCUAACAGAAAGGCUGUUGAAUGCAGAGCAGUAAGAUUCCCUGAUACACCAUAUCAACUCCUGGAACAACAUAUUACAUGCAACACUGAAGAAGGUUUAAUAUGCUAUAAUAAAGACCAGCUACCACCGAUCUGCUACAACUACGAAGUAAGAUUUAAAUGCUGUAAAAACGUAACAAUACCAUGCCAAACAACACAAACACCAUAUUCAACUACAGAAACACAAACAACAACAACAAUUUCAACAACAACGACACCAUACACAGAAAUAUCAACAACACAAUACACACCACAGAUACAAACAAAACAUAAGACAACCACUAUAGAAACAAUACCACCAAGAACAGAAAAUAUUCACAGCGAAACCACAUCAACACCAAACCAAAGCACACAGACAGAAACACAGAAAACAAAGAAAACAGCCAUACCGACAUCCAUCUCCACAGGCACCUCCUCCCCUACGUCCUUCAUCACCGUCACAUCUUCCACAUUUUCCACCAGUUUCAGCACCAGUACUUCUAUAUCAACAUCAUGUUUCUGUAAAAUUGGAAACAACAUUUAUUCACCUGGUGAACUGAUUUACAGCACAAUGGAUAGUGAUGGAUGUAGAUUUUAUGCUAGGUGUAGUGAAAAAUGUACAGUUGAACGCUACACUGGAGACUGUAAUUUUACUACUCCAUUAACCACUGCAUCUCCUCAGACGCCUACCAUAAUAACAACACAUCCAAUUCUUCCUCCGGGUUGUGUUUCUGGUACUCACCCUCCCCUACAGCCUGGCCAGAGAUUCAAAUUAUCCAACUGUACAGAACUCAUCUGUGAGGGAAACAACAAAGUUAUAGUAAACCAAACAGUAUGUCCACCUAUAAAGGAAAUUACCUGUGCAAACAAAUAUCCAGCAGUAUUGGUACCUGAUGAAAAUGGAUGCUGUUACCACUAUGAGUGUCAAUGUGUCUGCAGUGGAUGGGGUGACCCUCAUUAUAUUACUUUCGAUGGAACCUACUAUACUUUCCUUGAAAAUUGCACUUAUGUUCUGGUGAAACAGAUUGUGCCUAAAUAUGACAACUUCCGUGUUCACAUUGAGAAUUACUACUGUGAUUCAAAAGAUGGACUUUCCUGUCCUAAAUCCAUUAUUAUUUUCUACAAAUCUGCAACAGUGAAGCUGACCCGUGAACUCCUGAAUGGUGUGAUGACAAAUGUGAUGUACUUCAACAAUAAGAUUGUCCAACCAGGCUUUCACAAAGAUGGCAUUUAUUUCUCCACACUUGGAAUCAAUAUGAUUGUAGAAAUACCAGAAAUUGGCGCAACCAUCACCUUCAGUGGGCUGAUCUUUUCUGUGAAACUCCCAUACAGCAAAUUUGGCAACAAUACUGAAGGACAAUGUGGAACAUGUACAAAUAACAAAAGAGAUGAAUGUCGCUUGCCAAGUGGUAAGAUCAUUUCUUCCUGUCCCCAAAUGGCUCAUCACUGGCUUGUUGGUAAUGACACAUCAUGCACUGGAGUACCACCACCAUCAAUAGUAACCACACCUCCUGCAAGGCCACAGUGUCAUGUUCCUGAACUCUGCAAGCUUAUCAUAAGCAAAGUUUUUGCAGAAUGCCAUGACGUGAUACCUCCAGAACCAUUUUACAAAGGAUGUGUUUUUGAUGGAUGUCGCAUAACUGAUGAAUCCAUGCAGUGUUCCAGUUUGGAGAUAUAUGCUACAGAGUGUGCUGCAAGAGGUAUCUGCAUUGACUGGAGAGGAAAGACAAACAAUACAUGCCCAUACAACUGUCCAGCAAACAUGGUAUACAAGCCAUGUGAGUCCAUUAAUUCUGCUACCUGCAGCCAAAGCUUUGUUGACCGUCCUGGCUAUGGAGUAACUGAAGGUUGUUUCUGUCCUGAAGGAAAGACACUCUUGAGUGAAGACAGCAACAUUUGUGUCUCUGAAUGCUCUUGUAGAGAGCCAAAUGGAGUAUUCAGAUGGCCAGGAGAAAAAUGGACAAAAAAUUGCCAGGAAUGUGUCUGUGACAGAUCUACUCUCAGAGUGCAUUGUACAAAAUAUGAAUGUCCUCUGCCACAGCAAGUAUCUUGUUCUGAACCAGGAUACAUGCCUGUUCAGACACAGAUACCAGAAGAUCCAUGCUGUACCAGGACUGAGUGCUACUGCAAUACGAGCCUCUGCCCUGAGGUCACACAACAAUGCUUAGAGGGACAGGAAGUAAUUACAGUAACACAGCCUGGAAAAUGCUGCCCUACCUUUGAAUGCAGACAUGGCUGUGUAGUCAAUGAAACCUACUAUGCGCCUGGAACUGUGAUUCCAUCAGGCCCCUGUGAAAGCUGCAGCUGCUCCAUAUCCUCUUAUUCAAGCCAUCAGAAGUUUGCUGUCAAGUGCCAGCCUGUUACCUGUGACACCUACUGUCCAGUGGGUUACAAGUAUACAGAGGAACCUGGAAAGUGCUGUGGCACAUGCAAGGCUGAAGCCUGCAUAGUGGUCAUGGAAGACAACACUACACACGUGCUUAAGGUUGGAAAAUUCUGGAGCCCACCUGGUAAUAACUGUACAACUUACACAUGUGAAAAAUACAAUGGCCAGUUCAUUACAGUCAUAUCAAAGAAAAGCUGUCCCGCCUUCAACCCGGAUCUCUGUGAACCUGACAGCAUCAGGCUAUCAGAUGAUGGCUGCUGUAGUGUGUGCUCAAUCCCACCAUCAGGUUGCAAGAAGCAUAACACCACUACUGUCAUCAAAUACCAAGGAUGUGUUUCUGCACCUGUUGAGAUGACAUACUGUGAAGGCAGCUGUGAUGCUUACUCAAGGUACUCUCAAGAAGCAAACAUGAUGGAACAUAAAUGCUCAUGUUGCCAGGAAAUCCAGACUAGUGUAAGAAAGGUGACUUUGACAUGCAGUGAUGGAACCUAUCUUGAUCACUCAUACACCUAUGUGGACCAAUGCAGCUGUGUUGGUGCUGAGUGUGUUCCACAAGACAUUGCCAACCAACAACAGCAAACAGGCAAAAUAUGAGAUAAAGAAGAAAAAGGGAACGCAAGAAAAAGGGAACGUCUAAAAUUAAAACUAAAGAGAAGCCAAAUGAGUUGAACAUAGAUGAAAACACAUUUGAAAGAAAGUGUCAAAAGCAGCUACAAUUUUUUACGAACAGAUUAUAUUUUCUGCAUACAAGCUCAAUACAUCUGUGUACACUAUGUCAGUUUUCCUUACCAUUGUGUCUCAUACUGUUUUUCAUGACUUUUCUUUACACCUUGAGAGGUACAGUAUAAGAUCAUAUACUGUAUACAAAACAUAUACAAAAUUUUCAUAUUUCUUGUUAGUUUGUUUGUCUUAUGAGAAGUGCUAAACCAUAAGAUUUAGACCACACAAAGUCUUUUAUUAGAAUGACAUUGUUUUCAAGGCUUUCCUUUCAUGGCACAAUAUAAACUGCACUGGUGCAGAAUAAAUAUUACUCUGCAGGAAAUCAAGUUUUGCUGGUCAUUACAUUCGACAACUACUUGACAUUAUCUGAGAUUUCCUUUGAUACACUGAACUAUUACGGAACAUUUCAAUUUCAGUUCACUGAGACAGAUCAAAAGCUAAAGUCCAAGAAAAAGAAAACUGUACCUCUGUUUUACUUUCUGUUUUGCAUUAUGGAAAACUUAGAUUGCAAAAAGCCAUAUCUUCUCAAAGCUAUAAAAUUCAAUGUUAUAAACAAUUUUUAGGGCAUUUCCCUAUCUAUUCUCAUGAGAAAGAAAAGAAAGAAAACAAAAGAAGAAAGAAGAAAGAGAGGGAGAAAGAUACUAUAAUGAUAAGCUGCUGCAUACUACUCUUUGUUUACAUAACAUCAUCAGCAUAGAAACUGUAUGAAAAUUUGGAAUUUUUUUUUCCUUUGUGGUUAACUGUUUACAGAAGAAAUAUAUAUAUAUAUAUAUUGCCAAUGGGGCAUAUGAAGGACUUUUGUAAACAAAAGUAAUAAUAAUAAUAAUAUUAUAUGUAAAUUCUUUCCUAGAAAGCUUUUAAAAAGUUGUACUAUUGCUAUUUAUUUUGUUUUUUUGGAGAACUGAUUUAUUGGGCCAUUCCUUUCAGAAUUAACAUUACCCCAUUUUUUAGUCUUAGUCAUAUUAUCUGGGUGUGGUGUAUUUUCUUCUUCCAUUUUGUUUUGGAAUAUUGUUUUAUUUUUGUUCUUUAUGAAAAAAAGUAAUGAUGAUUAAUAAAUUGUAAGCAUUUUA